CGAAGAAAGCCCGUCACUCUUUGCUGCAGUUGGACGCACUUCGGUUUGAAGAAAUGCGGUAGAUGAAACCAGCAAAAACGGCAACAGCUGCAGCAACUGUCAACAGCAGCUGAACAUGAACAACCGAAAUGUCGUCGUCUGCGACAAUGGCACCGGGUAUGUGAAAUGUGGCUUUGCUGGAGAGAAUUUCCCUACCUCUGUGUUCCCUUGCGUAGUUGGAAGGCCACUGCUUCGCUAUGAGGAAUCACUCAUGGAACAAGAAAUCAAGGAUGUCAUUGUUGGAGAAGCUUGCGCAGAAUUUCGGCAUCAGUUGGAUAUAAAUUACCCGGUUAACAACGGCAUCGUGCAAAACUGGGAUGAUAUGGGCCAUGUCUGGGACCAUGCAUUCUACAGUGAACUAAAGAUAGAUCCUACUGAAUGUCAGAUACUACUCACGGACCCGCCUCUCAAUCCUUCAAAGAACCGUGAAAAAAUGGUUGAGACCAUGUUUGAGAAAUACAAUUUUGCUGGUGUCUUCAUACAAAUUCAAGCUGUUUUAACAUUGUAUGCUCAAGGUUUGUUAACAGGAUUAGUUAUUGACUCCGGUGAUGGUGUUACUCAUGUGGUUCCAGUAGUUGAUGGCUACUCAUUUCCUCAUCUUACAAAGCGAAUGAAUGUAGCUGGCCGACACAUAACAUCCUAUCUUGUUGAUUUGCUCUCAAGGAGGGGGUAUGCAAUGAAUAGGACGGCUGAUUUUGAGACUGUCAGGGAAAUCAAAGAGAAGCUCUGCUAUAUAAGUUAUGAUUACAAAAGGGAGUAUCAAUUGGGACUUGAGACAACCAUACUUGUGAAGAAUUACACUCUGCCAGAUGGAAGGGUGAUUAAAGUUGGCACCGAAAGGUUCCAGGCUCCUGAGGCUCUAUUCACUCCUGAACUUAUAGAUGUCGAAGGUGAUGGGAUGGCUGACAUGGUUUUCCGCUGCAUUCAGGAAAUGGAUAUUGACAACAGGAUGAUGCUCUACCAGCAUAUAGUUUUAAGUGGAGGGAGCACGAUGUAUCCUGGAUUACCCAGUCGUUUGGAGAAAGAAAUACUGGACCGUUAUCUUGACGUUGUUUUGAAGGGUAACAAAGAUGGACUGAAGAAAUUGCGAUUGCGAAUUGAAGAUCCUCCACGAAGAAAGCACAUGGUGUAUCUAGGUGGUGCAGUCCUUGCAGGAAUUAUGAAGGAUGCUCCUGAAUUUUGGAUUACCAGGGAUGAUUAUCUAGAAGAAGGAGUUGCUUGUCUAAGCAAGUGUGGUCAGGCAUGACUUUUCAAGGUCAGUUUGCCACCCUCUUAGCUGUUUGGAAGAGUGACACCUGACAAGGAAAACCAUGAGAGGCUAAGACAUCAAAAUAUCCAAUUUGUGUUAUGACUGAGUAAGCUAUAGGUGUUUUGAGUAACCGUGUUUACUACCCUUGGUAGCUAUGUUAUGUAUAAGCCUAGUGCAAAGAGUUUGUGUGAUAAGAACCUAUCAAGAGUUGUAUCCUUAUGGCUGGAAUGUAUGACAUUAAAAAUGUAGAAAAUAUUGUGUGUUUUUUAGUCUGUUUCCAAUACAAUUUAUUUCC
This is a messenger RNA of Prunus persica (peach), 1583 nucleotides long. Its product is annotated as actin-related protein 2. Gene Ontology annotation, molecular function: actin filament binding. Gene Ontology annotation, cellular component: actin cortical patch; Arp2/3 protein complex. Bases 116 to 1285 code for a protein of 389 amino acids. NCBI's taxonomy places the organism in Eukaryota, Viridiplantae, Streptophyta, Magnoliopsida, Rosales, Rosaceae. The transcript has 15 exons. Gene Ontology annotation, biological process: Arp2/3 complex-mediated actin nucleation. The record is from RefSeq and is a predicted model, not a curated record.